UCCAUUUUCAGAUUGCACCUGUCCAGUCAAGAUGGCGUCGAAACGUGAGAGCUUCUCGCCUAUGAAGUCAAAGCGCCUGGAUGAAAAGACGACCUUACAGGAAUUGAACAAUCGCCUCGAGAUGUACGUUCUCCGCGUGAAGGAAGUACAAGAUUCGCGCGACGUGGCCGAGAAAGAGCUGGACACGAUCCGCGAUCGCAUGCAAAUGGAUUUGAGUAUGACCAAGACGCGCUUGAGCAAGGAGUUGGAAGACACGCGCAAGCUGCUCGAGUUUGAAAUCGACCAGAAGACUCGCCUCCAAGUCUUGGAGCAAGAACAGCACACGGAAUUGGUGAAAUUGCGCACCCAAGUGAAAGAAUUUGGCGACAUUCGCGUCGAACUGGAUGCAGUGCAAGGGGAACUGGCGAAGGAAAAGGAAAGCUCCAAGGCGGCCAAGGAAGCGCUGGCCCUGCAGACCACGUCGUUGCAAAGCGCCCGUCGAAAGUUGAAGGACUUGGACAAGGAAAACCGCAAGCUCGCGUCAAGUUUGAGCGACACGACCAACGAAUUGGAGCAACUCAAGCAAAAGACGUCGGAAUUCUCGUUGACCCGCGACACGGAAAUCACGCUUGUGCGCAAGGAGAUGAACGCCAAGCAUUUGGAAGCGUUGGCGGCGUGGCGCCGCGAGUCGGAAGACCGACUCCACAAUAUCGAAGCCGAAGUCCGCUCGCAUUUUGAAGGCCAGAUCGAAGGGCUGCGAUCGCAAGUCGAAGAAGCCAACUUGGAAUUGGAUUCGCUCAAGAUUGAAUACGAACGCACGGCGAACGACUACGACGAAAGCUUGAAGAUCCGACAGUCGCUUACGGAUAAGCUGUCGACGAUUGAAACCCAAUACCGCAACGAGCGCAAGAAGUUCCAGGAAGACCGCAAGACGUACGAAAUCAACAUUGACAACGCCCGCCAAGCCCGUUUGGCCAAAGAAACAGAGUUCAACGACCUCAUGGACAUCAAGAUUGCGUUGGAUGCUGAAAUUUCGGCAUACCGUAGCAUUCUGGAUCGCGAAGAGACUCGAGUGGGUAUUGAUCAUGCGAACCACAGCAAGAAGCGCAAGGCGAGCUUGACGCCGGUGAAGUCUACCUCGUCUCGCCAACACAAGCGACGAAAGAGCCAUUCCACGGGCGCCGUGCGCAUCACGUACUUGAACUUGGAGCAAGGUCGCAUCACGUUGGAGAACACGGGCACGGUGGCGUUGCCUCUGGCAGGGUGGCAGGUCACGAGCAAGGCCACGAAUGUCGUGUUUGCGUUCCCGGAAGACUAUGUAAUCCAACCCAGUGGCCACGUAUCUGUGAUCUCUGGGCGCAACGCCGCCCCGACCGAAGAAGAAAAGGAAUCGAUGGAUUUCUACGUGAUAAAAAAAGCCAUGUGGAACUCCCACGCGGACGUGGCGCAGCUGACCAACCCUGCUGGGGACGUCGUGAGCUCAUAUGCUGAAGGCAUGACCGUGGACGAUGAUGAUGUGGAUGCGGCAGACACGCCGGUGAAGGAAGGGUGUGGCAUCAUGUAAGCAAGAGAUGGACGUGAUGCGUGUACCCUAGCGUAGCCAUGGAAGGAUACAGACAAGAUAUUGAAAAGCCUAGUGUAUAUUGUUGCAUGAAUAUGAACACAACCAUGCGUUGA
Molecule: messenger RNA, 1656 nt
Organism: Aphanomyces astaci
Lineage: Eukaryota; Oomycota; Saprolegniomycetes; Saprolegniales; Verrucalvaceae
Exons: 8
Coding region: 32-1543 (503 amino acids)
Source: RefSeq, a predicted model, not a curated record